This is a messenger RNA of Drosophila suzukii, 1140 nucleotides long. Lineage: Eukaryota; Metazoa; Arthropoda; Insecta; Diptera; Drosophilidae. The record is from RefSeq and is a predicted model, not a curated record.
GUCAUCACUAAGAACAAAACGUAAACAAAGCAAAAAUCUACAAAUAUUGACGAGAAAAUGGAUUACAUUUGGUGGCUAUCGGUGACCUAGCCAAGCGCUCCCACCCAACCAUGGAUGCCCUCAAGAUGCUGCAGGGCACCACCCAUUCGCAGUCGGCAGGAGCCCCCUCCUCGCGACUACGGCAACGGUUCCAUCUCCCCCACUGGCCUUCAAGACCGAAACCUGGCCGCCGUCUCGGAUAUUUACGCGGUCAAAGCAGAGGAUUCGUUUUGCUGGAAAAGGGCACAGGCGCCGCGGAAACUAUGCUCUACCAGUCAUGUAUUGGUAGAGCUCGCAUGGAAACGCGGCCCUCAAAGGAACAGGCGCGAUGCGCGUGUAUAUGGUCACCUAAUCCUGAGGAGCUCCAGGGGAAAAGAAGGGACAGGCCGAAAAGGCAAGCAACGAGGACAAAUAAGGCUCUCGGGUCUAACUCCGGAUAAACUCACAAACAGCCACCGUCGGGCCGGCCUGGAGGCGAUUAUAGCCCGGGCUGAUGACUUCCCCGUCGGAGGCCAGCAGCGACACGGGUCUCCACACGGGAAAACGGCGCUCUCCGGUGAGUUGUGUAAGGGCAGUCCGAGAUUCGGCUGCCAGACAAAAUGGCGAUACUUCUCAGCGCCGCAAUGCGACCGCUGGAAGUUCCCGAGAGGAGGAGGACGACGCGGUACGCCGGAACGGACUCACCGGGAAGUCUUGACGUUGUCGGCGUCGAUUGUGGAAGGCUUUCCUGGUUGGUCGCUGGCACGGGUCGAACGGACACCGGUUGCUGGGCAGCCAAGUCGGGCUGGUAGGCACAAAGAAAAUUUAUACUAGCACUUCUAGCUGCAUCUGCCUUGAUUGCUGGACAGUAUGGCCGCGACUAUCACGCAAUCUGCUGAUCAUCGCCCCCCGCCAUAUUACAUGGCCUCUCUCGACAUUGGGUCAUUGGAUACAUGGGCCAUUUGAAGUAAUCCCAGAGCGAACCGGGAUUAAUCUUCAAAUGGCCAGAUCGCCCGCCAGACUCAUCCCGCUGCUGCAGCUAUCGCCCUAUCGACCUAAACUAUCGAUAACGUCGCUCCCACUCGAAUCCAAUUGCAACAAAUAAAAUUAUUUGCAUGGGCU